UGAACUCAAUCCUGUCCGAGUCCGUCCGUUCGCAAGGCCAUCAGAAAGCCGAAUACUUUUACGUCAAUUCAACGCGGAGAUUUACGUUUUGAAGGCUAUUCUUCGCGGCUUGAUUUAUUACGAUUGAGUCUACGAAGUGCUUAGUUUGAAAUAAUCUACAAGCUCUAGUCACGGAUCAUCGGGCUGUUCCAGUUGUAAUCCGCGGUGGUACAGUAUAAACACAGGUGUGUUUUCAUUCGGAACGCGAUGCUGAAGUGCAUCCACUCACGUAGCCCGCCGCCAAGCGUGAUGUCAUGGUAGUGGUGUGGUGGUGGCGCGCAAUCUUCCACACCUUUCCACACGUGUGUACGGAUAGCACAAGAAGGCCGCACGUGAGUUCCGCUGUGCGAUGGUGGUGACCCGUGAGUGCCCGCGAUACGAUUUUGUUUACGGUCGUUCGGUUAUGCGAUCAAAAUAACAACAUCAGUUCGACAGUUCUAAAAAUAUCUGCGUCCACAUGGUCACGUAUAUGUGCUAGGUCGAUCAGGAACGGCUUCGUCGGCAUUGAAUGGGAUUGAGGUGGCAAAGCGGACAAUUGAAUUCCGUUCGGGGGUUCCAGAUUGGUAAAGUUUUUGGAACGUAGUGACGACACCUGUGCGACAAUGUAGGAGCGCUCGGUUGAAGUUGUGGGGUGUAGCAUUGCGGCAGUGAGCGCGGGGGUGUGUGACGGAACAGUGUCACGAGUUUUGGGGAAGAAAGAAGAAGAAAACCGGGGGAGAUACAAUGCAACUGCGAAGAAGGUGGACGAACUAGUGGCGAAGCAUAGCAUUAUUAUCUCACAUAUCGACAUCAACAAAUAGCAUAUAGCAUCUAAACAGUCCAUAGUGCAAGAGAGUGUCACGAGCAGAGAGGAGAAGGGACAUUGGCAUAUCAGCCAACAACCCUCCAAUUGAGGGGGUGGUGUGUGGUUGUUCCUGUGUGAAGGAUAUAACUACUAACCUAGAAAAAGAAAAAAAAAAACAGUGCACAGUGGUAGAAGAAUAGCGAAAGUUGUGAUAUAACACCUCUCGUGCGGGAUCGAGUGAAGUAAGCCGCCGAAAGAAAAACCUGGAGUGGCCUUGGAAUUAGGUAAUCGGCGAGACUGCUUCUGGUUCUUCCGCUCACGGUGGGAGGAUCUCGCACGAUGGAUCGUGAUAAGAAUGAUACGUCUUCCAACACGGGCAUUGCCGGAGGUUUUGCUGGCUGUAUCACUCGCUUCAUCUGCCAGCCGUUGGAUGUCCUGAAGAUCCGCUUUCAGCUACAGGUCGAACCCCUCAGCGAGGACCACAUGACAUCCAAAUAUCGCACCAUUGUGCAAUCCACCCGCCUAGUGUACAAGGAGGAGGGUCUCCGUGCGUUCUGGAAGGGCCACAAUCCGGCCCAGGUGCUCUCCAUCAUCUACGGAGUGUCACAGUUUUCCUCCUACGAGCACACGAACCUUUUCCUGAGACAAUUCGAACCGUUCGAGCAGCACCAAAAUGCGAGAAACUUCUUCUGCGGUGCCCUGAGCGGAACGGUGGCCACUGUGAUAACCCUUCCGUUGGAUGUGGUCCGAACACGACUGAUAUCCCAGGACCCUAACCGGGGAUAUAAAAACUCCAUGCAAGGCUUGCGGAUGAUUUAUAGGCACGAGGGAGUCAAGGGAAUGUACCGAGGGUUGAGUCCCAGCGUACUGCAGAUAGCGCCUCUCACCGGGGGCCAGUUCAUGUUCUACAACAUCUUUGGCAGUAUGUUCCGGCAGUAUUUCAACAUUGCUUCAACGGAAACGCUACCGGCAGUGGAGCUGUUCAUCUGCGGAGGUCUGGCCGGAAUCUGCACCAAGCUGUUAGUUUACCCCCUGGAUUUGGCCAAGAAGCGCCUACAGAUACAGGGAUUCGCCAAAAGCCGCCAAACGUUCGGUCGGCACUUUGUGUGCGACAACAUGUUCAACUGUAUGUACAACAUAGUCAAGCAGGAAGGAUUCUGGGGCCUGUACAAGGGUCUCUACCCGGCGUUGCUAAAAGCGUGCUUCAUGUCUGCUUUCUACUUUGCGAUCUAUGACGAGAUGGUGUGGAUAUUGAAUCACUGAUAGAUACUCAACCGGCGCCGCUUGCCAACCAGGUACCUAAACUUCGGCUCCGGUGAUGACCAUUAUGCUGCUGUGCACAAUGAAAUUCCUAUUUUGUAUACAGUUAGGCACUUGAUAAUUGUGAGCGCACGCACCGCGACAUAAACCGCUUUCUGGAUGAAACACAAGCAACCCUAAACUAAAACAACAGAGCAAAGCUAAACACCGCGUGCAAGGCUUUCAAAAAGCUAGAGCAAAGUACUAAGUUAGACAAAACAAGCAAACUCGGGAUUUAUGAAGACUAUACCGAUGCGAUGGCUUCGAUGUGGUCAAUUAGCUGUUCGUUACUUCUACUCUGUAACAUUACACACUAAUGGUAGUUAGGUAGUUAGCUAGUGUUUUUUGUGCGAAUGAAUUUCAGUCUGAGUUGCAGCAGCACCAGAGCGUGCGACAAGAAGGCUAAAAAGUGUUGUGAAUAUUAUUUAGGAACAAAAGUCGCAUCUUGAUCAUUGAGUUGUAGAGUUUAGAAGCACACUGUAGGACUCGGCGAUAGCACCAGGUAGCUCAGCACUCUUCGUAGUAAAGCACGUUAAAAACCAAAAUGACACGAAUUUCUUCGGACGUAAGCGCGGAAAGCGGUCAAUUACGAGUAUUUAUUCUCAGUUCAACUAGGAUAAACGAAGCUUGCUUUAUUAUUAUUUUUUUUUGCUAGGAUUUUCUCAAUUUUAUUUAUUUGUACUUAUACGACCUUUGCGGGGAAAGAGAUCUGACCAGUUGAAAUGUGUACCGUUCUAGAGUUGACGCCGUUAGUGAGUUUAGAGCUAGUAGAAACUGGUACCGUUCUUUUUUUUGAUCGCUGACAAAACAUUAAGAGAGCAAAACAUGUAUUAUUAAUCAACCAGACUUCCAUUACUGCGAUAAGUGAACGAAAUAGUCAUUAUAUACAAGUUUAAAGGAAAAAAAACAAACGAAUGGUCUCUUAUUCAGCUCAAAGUGUAUGUGUGUAUCGCGAAUGAAACCGAACUGUGUAAGGUUGAAACGAAUUAAGCCUCGAAAACUGAACAAGACAGAAAAUCCAACCAGGAUAAGUUAAAAAGGAACAGUCAUUGUACAUUUAAAUCCUAAAUGUAUUGACAAUAAAGGAAAAAUAUUAAUAAAACGACAAAAUUCCGAACACAAA
Messenger RNA from Aedes albopictus (Asian tiger mosquito), 3245 nucleotides. Its product is annotated as mitochondrial thiamine pyrophosphate carrier-like. NCBI's taxonomy places the organism in Eukaryota, Metazoa, Arthropoda, Insecta, Diptera, Culicidae. Gene Ontology annotation, molecular function: thiamine transmembrane transporter activity. Gene Ontology annotation, biological process: thiamine pyrophosphate transmembrane transport. Gene Ontology annotation, cellular component: mitochondrial inner membrane. The coding region runs from base 1163 to 2086 and encodes 307 amino acids. The record is from RefSeq and is a predicted model, not a curated record. The transcript has 3 exons.